GACAGCACACACAGAGUCUAUUUCAUCAUGGUUGCAAAGGGUUCUACUGGACAGCCUGUGUUAGAAGCAAGAAUGAGUUGAAAGGGAAAUGGAUUUUAGCUGGUGGCUGACUCAUCCACUGCUCUAAACAGAAGUGAAUCUGCUCUACACCUGCAAAGGGAAAAAUUCAGAGAACGAGCUGAAAAUGGCUGUGGUAUAACUUCUAAGAAUGAUUUGCUUCAGAUUGAACUGCGAAAGGUUUGUGUUAAUCUCUUUUAGCUAAUCAAGAACCAUUUGAAAUGUUUUUAUCUUUUACUUUUGAAUUCUAUAGUUCUGUAUCUAUGCAUACUAGUAUUCAUGUCAUUUGCUAUAAAAGCUUUAGAACCUAAGAUCUGUAAUGAAAUAAUACUGCUCCUUCUUUCAGGAAAUGCCCUUUAAGGAAAAAAACCCCACCUUUUAUUUCUUUUUGUGAUUAGAAAAGGUGAAGUGCUCAUGGUAAAAAAAAUAUUUAUAAAAAAUCAAGUCAGUUGUACUCAUACUACUGAGAAAUAACAGUUAACAUUUUGAUGAAUAUCCUUGUAUGCAUCUCUACACUUAAAUUCAUUUACAAUGAUGAGGCCAUAGUAUUCUAUUUUAUACCUGAAUAUCACUGAAACAAUUUAUCAAAUGCCUUUUUAUAUUAAUAUAUAAUUACCAUUUCUACUGUUAGCAUAGUACCACACUGUGGAUGUACUAUUAUUUAUUAUGUAAAAUAGUCUUUCUUGUAUUGAUAAUUAUUUUGGAUGUUUUCAAGUUAUGAUUAUUAUUAUGAAUAAUAUCAGCUUACACUUUAAACUGCUUUGAGUUGUAGGGGCAAAGAGUAUAUUAUUGUUAACGUAAAUAUAAAUUCUAUCUUAGGGAUUCAACUACAUUUUAGAAGGUUGAUGCUUUUCCGAGUCUUUUUUAACUGCAUAAAGCUUUCAAAAAGGUUCCAACCAGUUAUUUAAAAAGUCAAAACUAUCACUAUUUAAAUAAUUAAACUUUUAGGAGAAAACAGAUGACUUUUCUUAAUGUCUCUUUCAUGCAAAUUUUUAAAAUAUGCUGAAAGAGAAAAAAAUAACAGUUUCAUAAAAAGAGUUAAGAGCUGACUUUAGAGUUACAUUGAUUGAAUUUGAAUUCCAGUUUUAGCUGUGACUUUGGAUAAUCUAAGGUGAGCCUCAGUUUCCUCACUAUAAAAUAGGGAAGCAACAUACCUACGUCGUAGGAUUUUUGUGAUGACCGUAUCUUGUAGCUAUAGUAUCCCAGUAUGUUGUAUGAUUGUGUAACAUUUCCCUUUCUGUAAGCGAUAUAAGACAUACAUUUAUAUUUUGAGUGAAAGUGGAUGAAAAUAUUCAUUCUUUUUUCUUUCCUUUGGAAUAUAUUUCCUCUUACAUAUUCUAGGAUACUGCCCUAAAUAUAAAACCUACUGGCUGAUAAUCCACGCCUGUAAAUUAUAACUUGUCUUCUUGUUCCUGCCACAAAAGCAAGCUACAUGCCUUAAAUAGGUUAAUGAAAAUUUCUAUAAUACCAUCACCACACCAAUGUUCCAUUUAUUUCAAGUAAUAUCUAAUAACAUCCUGGUAGUACAAAAUAGUUGAGAAUUUUUGGAGUUAACUUUAAGACGAUAAAAAUUCAUAGUACUUUUCAUAGCAAAGUAUAAUAUGGAUUCUGUGAAUAUUCAUAAAUAUACUACUGAAAUGAUUUCUGAAAAUGUUCAAAAACUGCCAUCAAGAAACCAGAAUUUAGGCACUUAAAUGUGGAUUUAAAAUAACUAAAUUCCUGUAGCAAGAUCCAGAUCUGUUUCCUCUGAUUUCAUUAAAUGCUGUAUCUUUCUUAAUUGUGAACUGAAACACAUUUUCCUUUGUGUAUAAAUGAGAUUUUAAAAUCACUGACUUUGGUUAUAACUUUUGUAUAAAAUAAUCUUAACAGAUCUGUAAGAUCAAAUCAGUAGUUUUAGGAACCUCUCCAAAAGCUCUGAGUUUACAAAAAUAAAACAAACUUCAGAUAAGAAGAUUCCUUUCUUAUAAGGAGUCCUACAGUGCUGCUCUUCAUAGAGAUUAUAUACACCCCUCCUCAGUAUCAUGUGUUUUUUUCUUCAUUGCAUUAUAAGGUCUAAACAUAAGUGAAUUUAAAUUCCUGAUAUCUGAAAUAUAUUCUUGGUAACAGAUUAUCACAACUCUAGGGAAAAAGUAAAACCACCAGCACAUGGAUAGAGUGAUGCUUUGUUUAUAUUUUGGCCAUAGGUUUGCUUUAAGGAAUAGCAUGCCGUCAGAAUGGAAGACUUUAUCUGCCUCCCAGUUGAUGGGGUUCAGAGCUAAGGUGGCGGACUAAGUAAACAUGGGGGACUGGAAUUUCCUUGGAGGCAUUCUGGAGGAAGUUCACAUCCACUCCACCAUGAUUGGAAAGAUCUGGCUCACCACCCUGUUCAUAUUUCGUAUGCUUGUUCUGGGUGUAGCAGCUGAAAAUGUCUGGAAUGAUGAGCAGUCUGGCUUCAUCUGUAACACAGAACAGCCUGGCUGCAGAAAUGUGUGCUAUGACCAGGCUUUUCCUAUCUCCCUCAUUAGAUACUGGGUUCUGCAGGUGAUUUUUGUGUCUUCACCAUCCCUGGUCUACAUGGGCCAUGCUUUGUACCGACUGAGAGUUCUGGAGAAAGAGAGGCAGAUGGAGAAAGGUCAAUUGAGAGGAGAACUAGAGGGAGUAGAGUUUGAAAUGUCUGGGGAUCGGAGGAAAUUGGAGCAAGAACUUUGUCAGCUGGAGCAAAGGAAACUUAAUAAAGCUCCACUCAGGGGAACCUUGCUUUGCACUUAUGUGAUACACAUUUUUGUUCGCUCUGUAGUUGAAGUUGGGUUCAUGAUUGGACAGUACCUUUUAUAUGGAUUUCAUUUAGAGCCUCUAUUUAAAUGCCACGGCUACCCGUGUCCAAAUAUAAUUGAUUGUUUUGUCUCACGACCAACAGAAAAGACAAUAUUCCUAUUAUUUAUGCAAUCCAUAGCCAUUGUUUCACUUUUCUUAAAUGUUCUAGAAAUAUUCCACCUAGGCUUUAAGAAGAUUAAAAGAGGGGUCUGGGGACAAUAUAAAUUGAAGGAUGAGCAUAAUGAAUUCUGUUCGAACAGGUCAAAACAAAAUCUUGCCAAAUAUCAGAGCACAGCUGCAAAUUCACUGAAGCAACUCUCUUCUGCACCUGAUUAUAAUCUGAUAGUGGAAAAGCAAACACACACAACAGUGUAUCCUACUUUAAAUUCCUCUGCAUUUCAGGCAGAUCCUGACAAUCACAAUAGAAAUGAUGAGAAAUGCAUUUUGGAUGAACAGGAAACUGUACUUUCUAAUGAGAUGGGCAUACUUGGUACUACCUGUAGUCAUAUUCAACACAUCAGCUCAAGUACUAAUGAAAACACUCAUAAAAUAUCUAGAAAAGAAGCUAAUGAUAAACAGUUAAGGAAAAAAAGAGAAAUUGAUGUCAAAAACAGCAAAAGGAACCAGCACCCUACUGGUCACUAUUCUAUUCCAGGUGUUGCUAUAGAUCUGGACAACCACUUGGGGCAGUCACCCCAAACAGCUUUCUCUCUGUCAGCUAACUGCACUGGGAAACCAAGGUGGCUUCCUGCUACAUGGAGUCCCUCUACAGAAGAUGAAAAUUGGGUGUCACCUCCUAAAGGUAACCUCCAGGGCCAGUUCAGAGAAGGCACAAUCAGAAUCCUUUCUCCUUUACAAGGAGAAUUCCAACCAGUUGACAUUCCAGACACUCCUAAUUCUUUUGGAGUGUUGUCCUUUGGAUCUGAGUUGGUCAGAACGUGCAAUAAUCCUACUGCUUGCCCUCCAAAUCAAUUAGUGUUGCUGACAAACAACUGCUUUAGUAGGCGGGCUCCCACAGACCUUCAGAUCUGAACAGCUGCUGCUUUUAGACAUUCCGCCUAUUAUCACAGAAGUAGCCUAGUAAUAGAGGGACACAGACAAAAUAGAUAAGGGCAGCUCUAAAGACCAGGUGUUAAGAUGGACAAAUGCAAACGCAUUUCAAACAGGGAAAACAUCUCUAAUUCUGAAUUGUGAAGGGGUAGUUCUGAACACAAUAACACAGAGUUACCCAACUGGGAUUACUUUUCCCAGGCUCACUUCAGAAUUUGUGAAAACUGAGUUUGGGGAAAUCAUAUGUUCAGAACCGAGGCCAAGUGGAUUGGAACCGGGUUUUUCCUUGAAGGAACCACAGUCCUUAGGAGAUUGUUCUUGAUGUAUAUAAUUCCUCCUUUUAGUUACUGAUCUUUUAUUUGUGGACACUGGUUACGUUUUGUUUGUUCCGGGGACUUAACUUAGUUUCCUUAUAGACUGCAACCUAAUGUGUCGUGAGUAUAAUCAUAACGCUGCUAUCCAGUAAAUAAAAUCUUAAAAAGAUUUGUGGCUUUCUUUGACCCAUUUACGGCAUCGUGAUUCAGGAACCAGGCUGAAGUUUGGCUCUACUACUAACUGGUCAUCUAACCUCACCACCUUACUAACAGUACCUACCUUACAGGUUUAGCGUGAAGAUUAAACUAAGAAAUACAUGUGUUUAAUACAGUGCCCGGCACAUAAUAAGCGAUCAAAAGUGCUAGCUCUUAUGAGCACAUUACUGAGCACCCUCAACAGGCCGACAUCAAGUCGGCCACGAAACAAACUCCAAACGGAAAAGCCAGAACCGAAGCACAGAUUCUAAACACAUUCCUCAAACCAUUGGAAAUCCAAGGGUUGCCCUGCGCCAGUCGUGGGCACUUUUUUAGGAUGAGGGCCAAGAAGCCAGCACAUAA
Molecule: messenger RNA, 4772 nt
Organism: Miniopterus natalensis
Lineage: Eukaryota; Metazoa; Chordata; Mammalia; Chiroptera; Miniopteridae
Source: RefSeq, a predicted model, not a curated record